Molecule: messenger RNA, 2191 nt
Organism: Pelodiscus sinensis (Chinese soft-shelled turtle)
Lineage: Eukaryota; Metazoa; Chordata; Testudines; Trionychidae
Gene: CYP27C1
Product: cytochrome P450 family 27 subfamily C member 1
Biological process (GO): cortisol metabolic process; glucocorticoid biosynthetic process; cellular response to peptide hormone stimulus
Cellular component (GO): mitochondrial inner membrane
Molecular function (GO): heme binding; monooxygenase activity; oxidoreductase activity, acting on paired donors, with incorporation or reduction of molecular oxygen
Source: RefSeq, a predicted model, not a curated record
UGUGUGGGCAAGAAGGAGGGAGGGGAGGUCAGUGACUGCUGGCUUGGGGCCCCUUGGCCACAGCUGGGCUCAGUGCUCAUUGCUCACUCCUGUGGCCCAGCACAUGCAUGCUACAGCCCCCCCUCAUGUGAUAAACCAGGCAAUGACCACAUGCUGACCACAUCCUUAAUUUGGGUGGGAGAGGACCAGUGUCCAUAGUGGGCAGCUAAAGGGAAGUUCUACAAUCUGGCCUGUGAGCAACUGAGAAAAUGACAGCAAAAAUGGAGGGCUUCAUGGGUUGAAACCUGCCCUCUCCCUGCCCUGUGCCUUUGUGUUUGAUAGGCUCCAGCCUGCAGCAUGCCACUUUGCACAAUUCCCUGGAGCCGCAGAAGAGACAUGGGAAGCGGAUAAAUAGAGCAUGCUGCUGACAGAGCCUCUGGAAUGUGCUUUUAUAAGGAGGGAGUUCCUCUGUUUGUUUUUAAGCAGCCAUCCCAUGCAGGGAACUCCCCUCCUUGCUUCCUACCAGGAGUAGAUUUAAGCAAAAACACACUCAGGAGUAUGGAAAGAUCUUCAAAUCUCACUUUGGACCCCAGUUUGUAGUAUCCAUUGCAGAUCGAGACAUGGUUGCCCAGGUUCUCCGAGCAGAAGGUAGAACUCCACAAAGAGCUAACAUGGAAUCUUGGCAGGAAUACAGAGAUUUACGUGGGAGAGCUACAGGACUUAUUUCUGCGGAGGGGGAACAAUGGCUAAAAAUGAGGAGCGUACUAAGGCAGAAAGUCCUGAAACCCAAAGAUGUGGCUGUUUUCUCUGGAGGAGUCAAUGAAGUAAUCACAGAUUUAAUUAAGAGAAUCCAUACUCUCAGGAGUCAAGAGGAAGAUGGGGAAACAGUGACCAAUGUUAACAAUCUUUUCUUCAAGUAUUCCAUGGAAGGUGUGGCAACUAUUCUGUAUGAAUCCCGGUUGGGCUGCUUGGAAAACAACAUCCCACGGAAGACUGUGGAAUACAUUGAGGCUCUGGAGUUGAUGUUUAGCAUGUUUAAGACCACUAUGUAUGCUGGGGCGAUUCCCAAAUGGCUUCGUCCAUUUAUUCCAAAACCUUGGAGAGAGUUCUGCAGAUCCUGGGAUGGACUCUUCAAAUUUAGUCAAAUCCACGUUGACAACAAAAUAAAGGAUAUUCAGUCCCAAUUGGACCAAGGAGAAGAAGUAAAAGGUGGGCUACUCACUUAUCUCCUAAUGAGUAAAGAGCUUACAGUGGAAGAGAUCUAUGCCAAUAUGACUGAAAUGCUUCUGGCAGGAGUGGACACAACUUCUUUCACUUUGUCCUGGGCUACAUACUUGUUGGCAAAGCAUCCUGAAGUCCAGCAAUCUGUGUAUGAAGAGAUAGUCAAUAACUUGGGAAAAGAUGAAGUUCCUACUGCAGAUGAUGUCCCCAAAUUGCCAAUGAUUAGAGCCCUGCUCAAAGAAACCCUGAGGUUAUUCCCUGUAUUGCCAGGAAAUGGCAGAGUGACGCAAGAAGACUUAGUUAUUGGAGGAUACUUUAUACCUAAAGGGACCCAGUUAGCACUCUGUCAUUAUGCUACAUCAUACGAGGAAGAGAAUUUCCCAAUGGCAAAUGAAUUCCGACCUGAGCGCUGGCUGCGGAAAGACAAUAUGGAUAGGGUGGACAAUUUCGGUUCCAUCCCAUUUGGUUAUGGCAUUCGCAGUUGUAUAGGAAAAAGAAUUGCAGAAUUGGAAAUUCACCUUGCACUGAUUCAGCUGCUUCAAAAUUUUGAGAUCAGAAUUUCUCCCCAAACUAAACCAGUCAAGGCCAAAACCCAUGGACUUUUGACUCCUGGAGACUCCAUCAAUGUGAAAUUUGCUGACAGGAAAUGAGAUGCAAAUGGUUAGGAAAUAUUAGUGUACUCUUCUUGGAAAUUGACUUUCAUCUGAUUGAAAUUUGAUGAUCAUUCUCUUGUCCAUUGGCUUGUCGGCAUUCUGCAAAAUUAUCAAGUCUUAGAUACUGACCUACUUCUAGCAAUAUCCAAGAGAUGUUAUCCCCCUCAUAGAAGAUAAUUCCACAAGUUCAUGCGGAAUUGUAUGGAAAUGUAAACUUAAACACUUCCUUUUUGCACUGGGAGUCACUUUUUCUCGAGUCAUUUUGGAUGAUAGUAGCAACAUGCACUGAAACAACAGCAUCAAGUUCAGGCAUGGCAUAUUGUCUUGCGCUUUUGUUA